UCACCAUCAGCUCAGAUGCUAUUGCUGUGAAUGGAAACACGACGCAUUAUGUUAAUCAAUUUAAACGCAUUAAUAGCAGAUGUAAAAAUCAUUCCCCCCCCACUCGCACCCUGCAACGUCACGCAGCGGCAUGACUAUAAAAAUGAGGAGCACAAGCCAAACCCCACCCCUCCCUCACGACCUCGUUCUCUUUCACCCGGUUUUCCAUCUGAGGAGUUUGUUCAAGGGUUCUGAGAGUGAGAGGACGGAUGCUGGAUUAUUACUUCUGCCAUUACCUGACAGCUCUUUAUCUUUACUUAACACACACACUGCUGCUUUUACCUACCAUCUGGACUAUUUUUAGAUUUUUCAUGCCUGAUGCUCCAACGUUCAUAGAGCUUCAAGACAACGUAAAGUGAAGUACCGCAGUAUCAUGACCAGGAAGGUGUUCCCCAACACACGUGAGCGCUGGCGCCAACAUAAUGUCAACACAGCCUUCGCAGAGCUGCGGAAACUCAUCCCCACGCACCCGCCCGAGAAAAAACUCAGCAAGAACGAGAUCCUGCGGCUGGCCAUGCGCUACAUCAACUUCUUGGUGACUCUGCUGGAGAGCCAGGGAGGAGAGCCGUCGGCUCACUCGCAAGCCGCGCUCCUCACACUGAUCACGGGGAACAUGCAGAAGCUGCGCACCGACCGCACCUGGACCAGCGACACCGACCCGCCCUCACCCGGGUCCAGCUGUGACAGUUCAGAAGCCUGGUAGAACGAAGCUGAAGCGUGAGCGUUCUGUGAAAGGAUUCCGUGAUUGUGAUGUUUUUGAACAUUCCAUUGCCAUGGAGAGACGAAGCUGGAUUUUUGGAACUCGGAAUGUUCACUAUAACAUCACAAUCACUCAUUUCUUCCGAGCUUUUUGGAAACGAAUGAUCUGUGGAAACCCAGAAACACUUUAUUCAUCACCAGUACUGCUGUAAUUGAGCAGGAACCCUAAACAACAUAUGCAUGGUCAAGGAUGCACUUGGGAAGCAUCUCCCUGAUACUUUUUAGUAUUAAUGUCGUUUCAUUUCCUUGACUGAAUUAACACCCAAGAAUGUUUUGUUUGAGACUGA
Molecule: messenger RNA, 1085 nt
Organism: Sinocyclocheilus grahami
Lineage: Eukaryota; Metazoa; Chordata; Actinopteri; Cypriniformes; Cyprinidae
Gene: tal2
Product: T-cell acute lymphocytic leukemia 2
Exons: 3
Coding region: 413-742 (109 amino acids)
Biological process (GO): regulation of transcription by RNA polymerase II
Molecular function (GO): RNA polymerase II cis-regulatory region sequence-specific DNA binding; protein dimerization activity; DNA-binding transcription factor activity, RNA polymerase II-specific
Source: RefSeq, a predicted model, not a curated record